GGCGGUCACGUGACUGGACGGGCAGGGGGCGGGGCUGGGAAGCGGAGCGAUGGGGGCCGCUCUGGACAUCAAGCUCAAACGGGCCAACAAGGUCUAUCUCUGCGGGGAAGUUCUUUCUGGAGUGGUGGUCAUAACAAGCAAAGAUGCAGUCCAACACCAGGGUGUCUCCUUAACGAUGGAAGGAUCAGUAAAUUUGCAGCUCAGUGCCAAAAGCGUUGGUGUGUUUGAAGCUUUCUAUAACUCUGUUAAGCCUAUUCAAGUUAUCAACAGUACCAUAGAAAUGGUAAAACCAGGAAAACUUCCCAGCGGCAAAACAGAAAUUCCUUUUGAGCUUCCAUUGCAUGCGAAGGGCAACAAAGUUCUAUACGAGACAUAUCAUGGUGUGUUUGUCAAUAUUCAGUAUACCCUUCGGUGUGAUAUGCGACGAUCUCUACUGGCCAAGGACCUGACUAAGACUUGUGAAUUCAUUGUCCACUCACCACCUCAGAAAGGGAAGUUGAUGCCAAGCCCAGUGGACUUCACAAUUACACCUGAAACCUUACAGAAUGUUAAAGAGAGAGCCUCGCUCCCAAAAUUUCUCAUCAAAGGUCAUCUCAACUCGACUAACUGCAUCAUUACACAACCACUAAUUGGGGAGUUGGUGGUGGAGAAUGCAGAAGCUGCAGUCAAAAGUAUUGAACUACAGUUAGUACGUGUGGAAACCUGUGGUUGUGCUGAAGGUUAUGCUAGAGAUGCUACAGAGAUUCAGAAUAUUCAGAUUGCUGAUGGGGAUGUCUGCAGAAGUUUGUCUGUUCCAAUAUACAUGGUAUUCCCCAGGCUGUUCACUUGCCCUACGUUGGAAACUACAAAUUUCAAAGUUGAGUUUGAAGUUAACAUUGUUGUCCUCCUGCAUGAUGAUCACCUCGUCACAGAGAAUUUCCCACUGAAGCUCUGCAGGGUGUGAAUAUCCGGAGGAGAAUUGCUAAUGGAGGAACAAGGAAAUUCUUCAGCUACCAAAUGGAAAUUCAGUUCGCAUCUUCAAGCUUAUUUUAAUUGAAGGACUAAAACAUUUGCUCAUCCCACUAUUGACUUCUGUGUUGGAAGGGAGUGCAUUUCUCUGUAACUCUUACCAAACACUUUGUCUAUCUUCUGAUAUUAUUAGUGAAUGUGCUUUUCUGCUGAGACUCCUGCCAGGUAUCUCUUUGAAUUGGACAGCCGUGCCUCCCUUUCUCUAUUUGUUUUUCUUAAGAACCCUUAAGGGAUGUAUUUUACACAUUCCUGUCAUGUGUACAACACCCAGUAAGUUUCCAUGAUUAAUUCAUAAUUUAACACUUGUGCUAACGCUUUAAAUGCUUCCUUUAUAAGGAUCCUUGUAUCUAAACAGCUAACCGGCCCUGCUAUGUAUUGGUCCUUGAAGGAGAGACUGAGAUUAGAUGUUUCCUAAGCCUCAUCAUCAUAUGGAUGCUGGGAGACCUAAUGUUCAAGAAAUGUUUGAGACCUUUUAAUGAACGGUGCUACAGAACUGGAACACAGUGUUAUUGGAUCAGCAUCACACAAAGAUAUGAAGUGAAAGGAAACUAAGUAUGUUUCAGUUAGAUUAGGAAGUGAAUCUAUUAAUCAGGGGAACAACCUCAGAGCUAAAGCUUUUUAUUGUAACAAAGUUGAUACAACUAUCACACUCUCAUUAACUUGGUCAGUUACUUGCAUAAGUUCUACUGCAGUGCGAGGACCAACCUGUCAAAAGAGGUUCUAGCUUGCAGUUGUGGCAGACGUCCUGCGCUUGAUUAGCCAUUCCAUGUUAAUUUCUUCCCCCCCAACUACUGAGUUCUUUACCUACAAUCUAGUUGUGGUGCAAAAACGUGGGUCCUUGCUUUGCUCUUAUGGCCAUGAGAGCAAUCCGAUGAAAGCUGCUGUCGGUAUGCCUGGCUGCUAUAUUGUAGACUAGCUCCUUCCUAUGCCUGACUUUAUUGCCAGGUAGAAUACUUUACUAUAGACUGUAUAAACAUAUUUAUGUUUUGGCCACCCCGGUUAACCUUUUUUAUGCAAUAUGGUAUUAUAUGGGUAAUUAACUGUAUCUGAGCCAGUUACUAGUUGCUUCCCCUUUCAUUGGAAGGGUUAGUUGACAUUUGCUGAAUAUGUCAAGACAUAACUAUAUUAGGGGGUGUGGGGAAGGGGAAAUGCGCCAGGCAGAAAUGAGUUGGGUUUUUUAUUAUUUUUUUAAACUAUUUUCUGAUAAAAGCCCUCCAUUGCUUUUUUUAGUUAGCACAUCUUUAUUGGGUAGACACCCUUAAGCUGCCACAGCAGGAACUAAACCAGGAGACCAUCUUGUUUUGGGGAGGUGGUGUAGGGUGGAAGAAUUGUGUUUUUGAUAAUGUAAGAAAAAGUACGUAUAAAGGCAAAGUGUGCUUUUUCUGAAUAUACAUUUGCAAAUGAAACCGUCAGGGGAGGAGGAAGAGGCACUGUAAAGCAAAAUGAGCAGGCACCUAAAACGUUAACUCAAUCUUGAAGUAAAGACACUUGACAAAACAUCUGAUUUUGGCUUUACAGCUCCCUUCAUCCAACAGAAAAAUACUAAAUUUUCCAGCUGGCUAUUCAGGCCUCUGCUCUGGCUAAUGGCAAAAUCCUUGUUCAGCAGUUUCCAUGUUUUAGGAAUAAAAACCUGAACGUCUAAAAAUCUAGUUUAACAACUUGCAGUAUCAGCACAACAUUUUGGCAUUAAAUCGUUCAAAAUCCUCUCCUUAGCCACUGCAAAAGCAAUGUUUGCAUGUGAUCUGGAAAUACUAUUACAGGAUCAUUUGGGGGGAAAUGAGGUCUGUGACUUUCAAAGAGGCAGGAUGACACUAGACUGCUAGCUAUUGACCAGUACCAAAAUGGCCAUAUGAAUUUACAGAUUUUUAGGGAUCUUUUGUAAGCAUGUAAUGAACAUCUAAUGGAAACAAUAUAUAAAUAACACUACUAUGAAUCCUGCAUUUAGUUUAGGGAGUACUGACAUUUUCACAGCAUAUACAGACCUAUACCCUCCAGCACAGAAUUACACCAAUCUAGAUCAUCCCACUGAAGUUCUUGUUCAGAUGUGACACCUACUGGAGUGUGUGAGACAAACUAUGAAGAUUAUUCUGGAUCUGCUGAAGAGGAGAGCAUGUUAAAGCUCCCAGUUAAUCUCGCUACAUGGAUGAUAGCCUUUCAGCUAGGAAUAUCAGUGUAAUAGAAGAAACACUAUUUUCCUUAGGGAAUAGAGAGCACAUACAUCCUCCCCUUCUAUUUACUAAGCCGUUUGGCUGAAAAGAUGCAGAGGGAGAGAAAAAGCUUGUCCUCUAAAAACUAAGCUAUGAUUAGCAGGAAGUCCUGUGUAUAUAACCUCCCUUGUGCUUAACUGUACGUCUGUUUCUUUAUUGUUCAGGUAUGAAAGACUCUAGCUGGGUUCUUUGAACACAGUGGUCCAGAUAUUUUGUACUGUUUACAGCGUAAACAAUAGAUUUUUGCCCUCAUGUUGAGAGUGGGUAGAUGGUAAUUGGGGGCCCCAGAACCUUAAAUUAUCAGGUUUUUUUAAAGACAUUGUUUUUCCACUCUGCUGAAUUAGGGAUUGGUGGAAGCCUGAAGACUCUCAUCUGUACUUUAUUUACAUUUUUCAUAGUCUCUUUUCACCACUACAGAGGGGUUUGGGACUUUUUGACAGAUUAAUCUUUACCAUGAAUUAAAGUUGAUGACUCUGCUCAUCUAUACUCAAAUGUUAGCAGAGCUGGUCAAAUUCCAAGGCACAACUUAAAAUGUUACCUGCUGUAGAGUGACAGUUUCUUUACUUCUAGCAGCAUUAAAACUGGAACGUAAGAAGCAUCCAGAGAAGGCUGUGACUUCUUGACUUUUUCCUCAGCCCUCAAUCAUCUAUUAAUUCAAAGCCCUUCAGCAAUAUCCCAUAGGUCAAAUUUGAAAGUCCCCAAAACUCUGAUCUCACCGAAACAACUAUGAUCUAGCACUUAAACCUCAACCAUUAAAUACUGAUUAACUUUAAACAAAUCUCUUUACUUCACACCAUUAGGGAAAUACCAUUAAAUCACAAUCUAACUAGUUUUAUUAUCCUUUUCUAAAUUUUGUUGAACAUAACCAGUUUUCUAGACUAUGGCCCUUCAUAUUACUUCAUGACCAUAAGUCUGCAUCCAUGGAGUUUUGUCCUGCUCAUUUCAGGAAAGGUAGCUGUUGCUUGCAGUGAAUUAAUUUUUUGUCCAUAUAACCUAUCUGAAUUCUGAAGCAGUUUGGACUUUUAAAGUGAGCUACUGAUGGUAAUCUUUCAGACUUCCCCUUUAAAGCUGGAAAUUAUAUGUGAAGUAGCUUUUUCCCUUUCAAGUCUGAGGACUGGUCUAUAGCUACAUCGCUUGAGGGUGUGAAAAAAACCACACCCUAGAGUGAUGUAUUUAAGCUGACCUAAUUGCAGGUGCAGACAGCAUUAGGUUGAUGGAUGAGUUCUCCUAUCAGCCUACCUACUGCCUCUCUGGGAGGUGGAUUUCCUACACUGAGAGCAGAACACUUCUUGUCAGCAUAGGCAAUAUCUUCAGUGAAGUGCUACAGUAGUGCAGCUGCAGUGUUUCAAGUGUAGGCAAUCCCUCAGGUAGGUGGAUUACCUAUGCUGCCAGGAAAACCCCUACCUGUCAGCAUAGCUAGUGUCUACACUGAAGAGCUACUGCGGUGCUCGUGCACUCCUGUAGCAUUUUAAGGAUAGAAGAGCCCUGUGUAGCUAGGUCUGUCACAUGUUUCUAAGAUCAGGGAAAUCUCUAACUGUACUAGGUAGAAAGCUCAUACUUAAAAGGAUGGGAUCUGUAAUCGGCAAUCCACCCUCAAAAAUACUUUGGACUGUAGCAAGGGAGAGGGGCAGUAGUAAAUGUUUAGUGCAUGUCAACACCGAGCUAGCUCUUUGAUGCUGGUUUUGCAGUUUCCAAAUAGAAGACAGUCCUAUCUAGCUGACUUCAAGUAAGUGAGAUUUGGGAACUAGCAUUGAGCAGUUUUCAAAGUUUUUUGCUUUUUUUAGUUCUGGAACGCUAGAAUACACUUCUGCACCAAGAGGUGAAGUCUGGUGCAGUAGAACUGCAGAAUACAUGGAGUCCUUGCUGUAGUGAAGUCUUAGAUACUAUUGUGACAAGUGUUUUUAAAAAUGUGUAUGAAUGAAUACACUUAUCUUAGUCGCUGAAGGACCUGCACUGCAAAACCAGCAGCUCACAGAUUCAUAUCCGCCAACACUGUGGGGCAAACAUGGCCUAUUCUAAAGUUGUGUUAUUGGAAGUAGGGUAGUUGCUGAUUGUGCAGGGGCUCUUAGGGUGAGGAGCUGCCAUGUUCUUCCUACACCCUGCAACCCACAACAAUGGAGAGGAGCUGGAAACACAUUGUCAUCACCAAAUACUGAUUCAAUUACUACUGGUCCCUCCACCCAUCCAGACCCUUUCCCCACCCCACUCUGGAGCACUCACCUCACCUCUUUUAUCUCCAACUGCUUUUUUCCUUUUUUUCCCUUCUGAUACUGGAUGAGUCUGGGAUGGGGGCAGCUGGGAGUCUCAUUCCCAGCCUCUAGGCCAGUGGUGCAGCAGGAAGCCUUACAUGCAAGGGUAUGGUGCUGGGGAGCAGGGCUGAUCGCUCCUGACCCUUUAAGGAGGCAGUGGGAGAGUGGAGAGAUUGAAAAAAAAGGAGCUUUGCCGGCUCUACAUGCUGAGGAAGGAAGAAAGCCUCAUAACCCGAGUAGCAGCUCUGAUUGGCUGCAUACCCUGGUGGGUUUUCCUUCUAAACUUGGAGGAGAACCUGAAAGCUCACAGUAUUAGCAGCCCCCCUCCACAUAUUCGCAUACACAGAAAAACCUAGCAUUGCUUUCCCGUCCCCCAUCAGCAAGAUCUUCACCACCUUUCAGGCCUAUCUGGAGGCAGCAGGACUUCUUCAUUCCCAGCAAGGGGCCCAAUCUUCACCUCUCGGGGUGGGUGCGGAGGAGGAGCCAGAAGAAAGCAGCUGCAUGGAGCUGGGCAGUGGCUAUUGUGAGGGCUGACAGUCUGGGCAAGCAGCUGAUUGAUUGGCCCUGGGGUUGGGGGCGAGACUAGAGAAGCAAGGCCAAUGAGUUGGGUGUUGUCCCACUAGGGAUUUAUACCAUAUCAACCUAUAGAGUUGGCAGAGCUGAGACUGACAAAACUGGAUUACUUAACAGUGGACUUUUAAGGUAAAGCGUUAUAAUAUCUGAGAUUGCUUUGGGAUGGGCUCUUCAGCUAAGGCCGUUGCUCGGUAAGGGGGUGUGUGGCCACUUGUACAGGUUUCACUGGGUAUUGUACCGUUCAAGCAUGCUUUCCAAAACUGCUCUGAAAACCAACCCCGCUUGAAGCUACCACUGCGCUUCACCAUCCUCCUAGCUGUGGCGCUCUGAGGAGGACUGUUGAAGGGGGGGGAGGAGAGGGAGUUCUGCAGGAAGAGCAGCGCGAACUCCAGAGCAAGGUGGGAAGGGAUCUCAACGCGGAAUACAGACAGUCAUAACCAGCGGAAUUUUUUAAAUUGAAGCCUGCCCUGCAUUUGACCGUGUGGAAACGCAGCAAAUACUACUCCUGGGGGAGUGUGUGCCAUGCAGAAUUUUUCCCUCAGAAAAUACAUUUUGCAGUUACUCCUUUUGCCCACCUGGGGCUGCUGUAGCAUCAGAACAGACUGCAGCUGCAGACAGGGAAGAGAAAGACGCUGCCUUCCUCACAGUGCCCUGCCUAUGCGGCCGGCCAGCCCACAGCCCCUCAUCCUGCCAGGGAAAGGAGCUCAGAGCUAGAGGAAGGAGUCCCUCUAGAUGCACAGACACACACACAGAGGCUGUCUCCACAGUAGCACACACAGAGCGUGUCAGGAAGAGGACUCCCCAUUCCUCAUGCAGCUGCACCAUUUUGGGAUUACAAGGGGUGUUUCUACAGCUUUGGAAGAGCUCCUGUGGACAGUAGCUUGAGUUGAAAGACAGUGACUCAUUUCUGGAACUUGAAAGCAACAACACAAGACUACUUCCAAAUUCCACGGGUCAGAUGCAUUGUCCAUUUUUAUGAAUGAGUACAGAAGCUGCUAGCAGAAAGAAAAUUAUCUGGAACUGGCCAGUCUUGGAAAGUAAGAACCCGCAAGCAACAGCCAAGACUCCUAAGGAUACCCCAAGACCUGGAGAGGAUGCUGUGCAGGGAGGAGGAAGUCUCUUGGGUGGAGCCAAUCCCAGCUCUGACUCCUCACAUGCAGAAACAGACCUCCACCAUGCCCAUCAGUCUUGCUCCAUCUCCUACUUCUAGUCCUUCUCCCUUCCUCAGACCAUCAGGCAGGAAAACGUGGGCAAUUCUGUGCUGCAUGAACCACCAUGGCUAAACUAGAACAGGCAUAGAGCUGCAAAGUCUUUUACUCUGAAUUUUUCCCAUGUUGGAUAGUCAGAGAUUGAAUGCUAACAACCAAGAGAAUAUUCUUUACAAUUGAUGUAAUUCACAAAGCUAAUAAAUGCCACUUUGCUUUCCUAAA
Caretta caretta (loggerhead turtle) is the source of this 7467-nucleotide messenger RNA. It is a transcript of the gene VPS26C, whose product is annotated as VPS26 endosomal protein sorting factor C. Gene Ontology annotation, biological process: intracellular protein transport. The record is from RefSeq and is a predicted model, not a curated record. Lineage: Eukaryota; Metazoa; Chordata; Testudines; Cheloniidae.